Molecule: messenger RNA, 1884 nt
Organism: Tripterygium wilfordii
Lineage: Eukaryota; Viridiplantae; Streptophyta; Magnoliopsida; Celastrales; Celastraceae
Product: probable leucine-rich repeat receptor-like protein kinase At1g68400
Exons: 3
Coding region: 1-1884 (627 amino acids)
Biological process (GO): protein phosphorylation
Molecular function (GO): protein kinase activity; ATP binding
Source: RefSeq, a predicted model, not a curated record
AUGUCUGCUGCGUUCAUUCAUUAUUUUCAUCAUAUUCCAUUCAACAUCACCAUGAAUUUUUGUCUACCAACAUUUGUUCCAAUGUUGGGAUUGUUGGUCGUGUUAUCUUCAUGCUUUGUCCUUUCGUUGGAAAUCAAGUACUACCCAGUUGAACGUGAUGCUUUGCUGCAGCUGAGGGAUUCAAUGAUCUCUCCUGCAAAUCUUCAUAGACUCUGGACAGGACCUCCAUGUUUUAACAAUGAGAGCAGAUGGGCUGGAGUUGCUUGCUCAGGUGGCCACGUUGUUUGCCUUGUGCUUGAAGGUAUUCUGCUCACAGGUUCCCUUCCACCUUCAUUUCUUCAGAACCUUGCUUUCUUGACCAAAGUCAGCUUCAGAAACAAUUCCAUCCAUGGCAAUCUUCCUAGCCUUACCAAUCUCACCCACUUGGAGUUUGUCUUUCUCUCUUAUAAUCGCUUCUCAGGUUCAAUCCCAUUUGAGUACGUUCAAUUGCCAAACUUGGAGAAGCUUGAGCUACAGGAUAAUUAUAUUGAUGGCAAUAUUCCUCCUUUUGCUCAACCAACACUGGUCGCUUUCAAUGUCUCUUAUAAUCAUCUUGAAGGCCCUAUUCCAAAGACCAGUGUUCUUCAGGGGUUUCCAAAGAGCUCCUAUGACUAUAACUCAAAUCUUUGUGGCAGUCCCUCAGAGAAUCCAUGUCCACCUCCUCCUCCUCCUCCUCCUCCUCCUCCAAUAAUUGUUGUACCACCAUCUCCUUUGCCUUCUCCACCCCAGAGCAUUAACAAGAAGCGCCUCCAAGUAUGGAGUGUGGUUCUGAUUGCUGUUGCAGCAGCUGUGGUUCCCUUUCUGGUAAUUCUUGUAUUCUUGUGUUAUUAUAAGAAAAUGCCUGAAAAAGAGGCAUCCAAAAGGCAGCAGUCAGGAGAAGCCUCAGAAGACAAGAAAAUGCCUAGUUUUUUAAGCACAGUAGAUCCAGAGAGAGGAGUGGAUUUGGAGUUCUUCGACAAGAAUAUACCUGUCUUUGACUUGGAUGAUUUGCUAAGAGCAUCUGCAGAAGUCUUAGGGAAAGGAAAAUUAGGCACCACCUACAAAGCAACACUCGAAUCAGGUGCUGCUGUCGUUGUGAAGAGACUGACGAAUAUGAGCUUUCGAUUAACCAAGAAAGAAUUCAUCCAGCAAAUGCAUCUGCUAGGAAAGAUGAGGCAUGAAAACCUAGUGCAGAUCAUCUCUUUCUAUUAUUCCAAGAAGGAAAAGCUUGUCAUCUAUGAGUUUGUACCUAAUGGAAACCUCUUUGAGCUUCUGCAUGAGAAUAGAGAAGCUGGAAGAGUGCCUUUGAAUUGGGCUUCAAGAUUAUCUAUCAUCAAAGAGAUUGCAAAGGGUCUAGCAUUCCUUCACCAGUCCUUGGCUUCUCAUAAGGUACCUCAUGCCCAUCUCAAGUCCUCAAACGUAAUCAUCAAUCGCCAUGACCAAAGUGUGCAUUCUAAGCUCACUAACUUCGGGUUCCUACCACUUCUGCCCUCAAGAAAAUCCUCUGACAUACUAGCCGUGGGACGGUCGCCAGAGUUCUGUCAGGGGAAGAAGCUGACACCCAAAGCAGAUGUAUAUUGCUUUGGGAUUAUCUUACUAGAGGUCAUAACUGGGAGGAUCCCAGGUGAGAUUUAUCCUGGAAAUGACGAGAGAACUGGUGAUCUAUCUGAUUGGUUUAGAACUGCAGUGAUUAAUGAUUGGUCAACAGAUAUAUUGGAUGUAGAAAUACUGGCAGCGAAGGAAGAUCAUGAUAAAAUGCUGAAGCUCGCAGAGAUUGCUCUGGAGUGUACUGAUAUGGCACCUGAGAAAAGACCAAAUAUGAGCCAAGUGUUGAGAAGAAUAGAAGAGAUCGAGGGAAGAAACUGA